UGCUGUUCUGUGACACAUUUCCCAUAUUGCUGCUACUGCUGCCAUUUUGUGCCCCCAUCCUCUCCCCCCACCCCCAUGCGCCUGCUUCAUGAGUACACCCUGAACACGAAUGGAGAAAACAAUCUACUGCAAGCCAUCUGAAGCCAUUUCUACAAAUUGGAGGCCUACAAGAUUAAAUGGGUCCAGUAACAGGAAUGACUCCGGAUAAGAAAGCUGAAACACCAGUAGAGAAAGCAGCAGGUCUAAGGCAUAUCCAAAGAAUGGGAAGCUUGCCGGAGGCAGGUGAUGCUGCUCGACCAAAGGCCACAGCUGUGGAUAGUGAAGUUGCGGACGAUGAGCUCACCAACUUGAACUGGCUGCAUGAAAACAGUAAUCUCCUAACGAACUUCAGCCUGGGAAGUGAAGGUCUUCCAGUUGUUAGUCCUCUGUAUGAUAUUGAAGGGGAUAAUGUGCCAACAUAUUCAUCCUCCUGCUAUUCUAAUCCCAAGAAGAAAUCUGCCACAUCUAAGCCCCCAUAUUCUUUUAGCCUUCUUAUAUACAUGGCAAUUGAACAUUCACCUAAUAAAAGCCUCCCAGUGAAAGAAAUUUACAGCUGGAUUCUGGAACGCUUCCCAUACUUUGCUACGGCUCCCACUGGCUGGAAGAACUCCGUCCGGCAUAAUCUUUCUCUGAAUAAGUGUUUCCGAAAGGUGGAGAGAAGCCAUGGCAAGGUGAACGGAAAAGGUUCAUUGUGGUGUGUUGAUCCAGAAUACAAACCAAACCUUGUACAGGCUCUGAAGAAGCAACCAUUUCCCUCCACAUUUGCAUUUUAUACCCCACCAGCAUCACCACUAAGUGGUUCAUCAUCUCCUUGCUAUUUAACCUCAGUUCGGAAACAAUGUCAGGGACGAUCUAUCAAAGAUUCAGAUAUCGAUGCUGCUACUGCCAUGAUGCUCUUGAAUACUUCCAUUGAACAAGACAUUUUAGAUUGUGAAAAGCCACCAUCCCUCAAGCUCUCCAAGAAAAGGAAAUAUGGUAGCACAUUCCAUAACCACACCCAAGAAGAGAGUGAUCCAGCAGUCCCUAACAUUGACCCCAAGGAGGACCACAAUUACAGCGCCAGCAGUGUGGCUGCACAGCGUUGUUCAUCGCUCUCUAGCAUGUCUUCCCUGUCCUCUGUCGAUGAUGUAUACAAAUUUGUCUCAGAGGCCACCCGGACAGGGAGUGACGGCAGUGAAGGAUUUCAGAGUGAAGUGGACACAGAUGACAAUGAAGAUGACGAUGACUCUCUGGCAGACAGUGGUUAUACCUCACAGCCAUGUGUCAGUAUCACAGAUGAGGCCCAGCCUCAUCAGAAGGUCCUGGAGGAACUCUGCCAAGAAAUUGAUGACGAACUCAAAGAGGCGGCUGGGUCUCUUCUUCAUCUUGCUGGGAUCAGCACUUGUCUUGGCUCACUAAUAAGUACUGCUAAGAGCCAUACCCAGAAGAGAAGGAAAAAAAAUGAUAACACAGUGUGAAGAUAAUUGAUCUAUCUAUCUAUCUAUCAAUAUCUAUAUACAUGUUUUAUUUUUUAGGCUGGCAAUAUUCCUCCUUUUACCCUUUGCAAGGGAGAUCAAAGCCAUAAAAGGACUUUUUGUUUGUUCUUAAUUUUUGCAGAUUAUAAUUUUGCCAUUUAUAAAAUUUUGUUUUUAUUUUUAAUGAUAAGAGCAAUUAAUUUGUGCAUUGAAGGGCCAAUGGAAAUUGUGUGAAAUGGAUGAGGAAGUUUCAAUAAUUGUAAAGAAAUGGAAUAUUAUUAUCAUUGGAAUGUUUGAUUCACAUGGAUAUCAUCGUCUGGGUCAUUUUGUGCUAAAGGUGUGGCAUUUAGGGUGAAAACAGAAAAUUGGAGGAAUCAAUUGACCUAUUCACAAAGGAUUCUUUUUAAAAAUGUGUAUAUUGUGGAGAAGAGAAUUGCUUGCCGUUUUCCAAUAUGCCUCUUCAGUUUUUAGGCCUACCAGAUUUGUGUAUGUUGUACCUUUGAAUAAGAGGCUAGGUGCAAAGAAUUUGAUCACACUAAGGAAAAGAUCUCUGUCUUUCUAGUUCUGAAGGUCAGAUACUGAGUGAAUGAAAUAUAUUUCAUUUAUGCAAAAGAGGUGUAAAUUAUAUGAUUCUUAGCCCUCAGAAUGAGGGGAUAAAAAUUAAGCAAACAAUACAUCUAUAUGCCUAAUUCCCAGUUGGUGCUUGAAUCUGGUAGUCCUAAAAGUAUAGAGGUCCAUCUGAAAUUGGGCAACUAAGCAGAUAAUGUCCCCAUUUCUUAUUGCUUAUGGGGUCCACAGUGUCUCCAUUUUUUUUAGCAAUAUAGAAUGCAAAGCAAGACAGUAGACAUGUUUUUAUAGCCUUUAGCUCUAGCUUCCAUUGUUAACUGAUUUCCUCAACUUACAAGCCAAGAGUCUGUAAUUACAUGAAUGGUAUAAAACUGCCACGAUAAUCAGUUGCAGGUUGACUGGUGUUUGCAAUUAUAAAAUUGAUGGGUAGGGAAGAGAUACAACAGGUGAAUCUUCCUAUUUUUGAGAGUGGGAUCUUGAAUGGGUAAUUAGAAUUUUCUUCUUUUUUUAACACAAGGGAAGGAGCUGGUUCUUUCCCUUGUGUUUGUGUUAAUUGUAAUUAUUAUAUAUUGGAUCAAUGGUAUAUACAUCUGUUUGCAAAUCCAAGGCCCUUCUUUCUGUCUUGAUAUCUAAAUUAUGUGCAAAAAGAGUGAUUGCUCAAUUGCAAAUGACCAUUGCACAGAGAACUUCAAUUUUGUUUAGGUUAAGGUCGCUGAUACUUGACUAGUUCUUCAUAAGCUAAGAGUUGUCUUGGGGGCUCUAGCACAUCACCUCACAGACCAUAAUGGAAUUAUAUUCCAUAUGCAACAGAAAUAAGUGCAUUGAAAAGUCAUUGUUGGCUGAACAAUUGUAGACUAAUCUUCUCCCCGAUUCUUUAUGAGUAAAGCGUUUAAAAAUUAUCAUGGGAUGAUCAUGAGAGAUGAUUCUUCUUCUUUUUUUGCAGCAGUAUAGUUCAGCUGUGUAUCACCUGAGUGAGAACAAGGGCUUUCAGUGGCAGCUCUCUAACCGACUACUUCCUAGCCUACCCUGCAGUUUGCAGUUUUGCUUUGUUUAACUCAGCAUUCCUAAAAACAACAGAGGAAGCUUCGAGAUAGAUACUGUCCACUCCUGACAGCCUCCAUUUUUCUUGGAGAUGGGAGGGAUUUUGUUUGUUUUAUAUCUAUUAUUUCAGCAAUAAUAUAAUCUCCCAUGUUGAAUUCUGAGAUAAGUCCAGAUGCAGCGUGACAGUUGCACAGAACAUAAUAUUUACAAUGCCUGGACCAUGUAACAUGAGAAUUACCUGUUUCUGUGCACUGUAUUGGGGAAUUCAAAUUCUGGAAGAGUGAAUCCAGAUGUCAUUUAUUUGUGUAUCCCAGCUGUCUAAAAUUGUGGACUUCUGUCUCUCCUGGGCAUUUAUUCAGAAACAGUUGUGCAUCUUCUCAAUUCUGGAGGCCAUAAGAGAGGACAUAGGGCUACUAACGCUGCUGUGUUGAUUGGAUGCUAAUACACAGUUGGAAUGGGGGCAGUUAUUUGCCUGUGGGACAGUUAGUCUGAAGUACAGGGCCAAACUGUAUCAUCUUUUUUUUUUGUUACCAUCAGCCACAUUGAUGGGUUUGGAGUCAUGCGGCAGGCGUUCCUGGUUGGAACAAACAGCACUGAAAACAAUGAGCUUAACUCAGAAAAACAGGACGCUCCAAGCUGGCACAACCGUCUUUGGCUGCAAUCCAUUAAUGCAAUUCCAUUACUUUUCAGUGGUCACUUGCAAAAAAAAAUGUUUGCAUGCUACAGGCUGGGGCUGUUGUGUUCUGUGAAUGUCUUGAAUGUUGCAUAAUGAUCAAAGCAUAACUUGUUUGGAAAGCAGCUUGACAAAUGGCAUUUCAUCCGCACAUUUUUUAUGCUGUGAGAAUGAAAGGGAAGAGAGUCCAUUAGUGGCCCUUUAAGCAAACCUGCCUGUUAUCUCUGCAUUUUGCAUUCUUGUGAGUUGUACAUUACAUUUCUACUGAUGACAUAGAGCUGCUUUGAUAAAAGUGUCAAAGGUGUAAAUGUCUGGGACUUAACUUCACUGCCUGUUCUUGCAUACUGUCUCUUUAUAUCUGCUGAAAACUCUCACUGUAAUUUUUGUCCAGUGUUCUGUAGGAGUUCAAUGCCUUAGCCAGGUUCCAGUGAUCCUAACUGGACUGAUUAUAAGAGCUCCAGAAUUAAGAGGAGCGAUUCCCCCCUUGAGGUUUCUUGCAGGCUUGUGUAGAGUUUUAGAUUCAAAGGCAAAAUGGUCCUUUAGAGCUUAUGGGGAAAAUAACUUAGCACCUAUCUACAAUCCCUUAAAUCACACUUAUCAUUUCCUGAGAUUUCCCAGCAACUGACAGGUAUUUUGAGCUAGGAAAAAAAAGCAGAGAGGUGUAGUGUUCAUACCCCAUAUGCUGCAAUGUGCUUUUUUGCCUUAGAAUGCAAAGCACUGCACAGCCCUACUUUGUUGAAUGCUGCUACUGUUACAGCUUCCCUUAAUUUGGCAACAUCCAGCUGUAGUGUAACUGCAAGUCACAGAAUUCCCAUGAACAAUGGAAAUUUUGAGAUUUGCAGUCCCAGCACACCCAGGACAGUGCUAUUAGAAUAAUAUCAGCAGAGAUUCUCCUGGUGUAGGCCUUAAGUUUGUAAGAAAUUAUGUAGUUUUUAGUAUUUCAGAAUAAAUUUUUUGUUAAAAUGAUAGCAACCUAUAAGUGAGUCAACCUUGUAAUCACAUUGUUAUUUUAUAGACAGAAACAAAAAUCUAAUGCAUGGAUGUUUGCACGCUCACCUGUUUGUAGACAACUUUCUUUGAUGUCAAGUUUAAACACAAAUGGUGCUCAUUCUGUAUAUUGCCUGCUUCAGCUCUUCAAUCCAGAAAUUCUCAUGGAUUGGUGAAAAACUGCCUGCUUGCCAGAAUCGCUUUUGAAAUAACCUGCUGAUUAGGUUUUGCUAAGGAAGGAGUUAUGUAGGGGUCUACUUCCAACUCUGAUAGAUUUUGUAUAACUUCCUGUUUUCUAAUUUCAUUAAUCAAUAAUGCGAGUUCCACCACAGCAUAGCGAUUGAGAAUUGGAAAAAGACCUAUGGAUUAAAAGUUGCUUUCAAUAUAUUGUUUUUAUUUGCUGUCAAAUAAUAUUUGCCCCUCUUUGAAUAGGGUCUUCCAUUGUAUGACUGCUACAAAAUAUAACUCACAGUGUUAUUAGGUUUUACUUUUGUAAGAGAGCAUGUGGAAGUCUAGAAUGCCCUGCAAACAUGCUAAGUCGAGGUUAUUUAAGACUCUUUGAGAAGAGUCUUAAAUAACUGCUUGAGAAGUAUGAUAUUUUCUGCCAAAAGGUACCUAAGUUAAAUAAAAGAAGCAGUCAAUAAAUAGAAAGUGAAAUACUGUAUAAUUGCUUAGUAAUUAGGUCGUUACUGGGUAGAAUUGAUUCACAAAAAUCUCACCUUAGAAAUCAUGGGAAUUGAAGACUUUUAGGUCAAUUCAUAGAAAGCAAAAUUCUCAUCUGACCUUUUGAAUGGUUCUAGUCAUAUAUCCUUCCUAUGAAAUGGGGUUUUUGUGGUAACGUGGAUAAGUGAAGAAUAUUGUACUAUAUACAUGAUCCAGAGCACCUAAGCAUGGGGAUUUAAUAUAAAGUCACCAUUCACAAAUUUAUAAGCAAGCCUGUAUAUUAAUUGCCGAGGCACAUUUUAAGUCCUGUAUGUUGUGCAGAGAUGUCCCAUUUAACAUUUGUCCAAAAUGUGUGUUUAAUAACUUGCGUGAUGUGAAAUUUGUUUCCAUAGCAAUGCAGGUAAUAUGGUUAUAAAGAAAUGUGUUUCUUUGGGUCUUAUCUCUUGAAAGUUGAGAAGAGUUGAGUUCAGUUCUCAAUACACAUUGGCCAGAUUUUCAUUCUUGAGGCUACUUUCCCUAAGAGCUCCUUUGCUCAGGUUUGUCGUCUUACAUUUGACCUGUUAAAAGUCUGUUUUCAGUCUCUUUUCUCCAGACAAAAGUUGAUGUGUACACAAUUGUUUUUCAUGUCCUCCCAUUACGAAAAAGUCUAUUGUCACCUCUAUGAUAUAAAAUGUAUAGUGAUUAUUAACAUUGGUAGCACUUUCCCUGUUGGUCUUCAAGUCCAAAGGCAGAGCAAUAAAAGCAUUUGGUGAGAACAGAUGCUUCAGAAAGCCCAGAUUUAAAGAGCUACGAUUGUAGAUGCUUGCAAUCUUAGUUACCUUACAUAGCAUGACUUUGGGAAAUCCUCUGAUUGUAUAAUUUCUGCCUAUAAAUGGGAAGUAAUAUAUGUGCAGCUAGCAAAUAGCAUAUUGGAGAGAGGUUUAGAUUUUUCCUCCUUAUAUGCUUGUUUACUAUAUGCAUGGUGCUUUCUGAGUUGCAAAAAUAUGAUAUCUUGCCCCACCUCCCAUUUUGAAGAGAUCCCAAGCAGGGAUUUUACAUACGUACUUUCUCUAGAAUGGGUAGAACAACAUGUUGUAAUACAUUAGAUUUGCUUCAUCUCUAAAUUCAUUGUGGAAAUUCCAUGAAGAAGGGAACUGCCAUAUCCAAGUUCUUGUGGAUAUGGGGAAAAGCUGCAUUAUUAUUCUUUUGCCUUUACUAGCCGUAUUCACAAAAUAUGUGUGUCUUCCUAUAGCCAAAAUUUACACUGAACUUACUGUUCUAAUUUUCAAAGAGAAAUAAGUAUUUUCAUAUCUUUGCAAGGAAGUCCUCAUUUUCUUUGCUUAGGAUUAAGUAGCUCUGGUAUAUCUAAAAUAGUGGUCCCUAGCCUUUGCAGCUUUGGGGGCCUGGCUGGUGGGGGGGACGGGGAUCGCACUGCAUGCACUGUCUGCCACUUGUGUAAGUUGAGCUGCACGUGCUUGCCUGCCGUUCACAAGACCUGGAUGGUGACUCUCAGGUCUAAAACACAUCCAGAUGGUGCUAGUAUAUUAGAUUAGUAAAUGGGAAUGCCUUUAUUGCAAUCAUGCACCUCUCUCCAUUCAGUAAAAUGUGUGCACUCUAGGGUCAGCCCAGAACAAAUGGGAAUGGCCAGGGUUCUGAUCAGCAAGUUAGAGAUCUAUUAUUGUGAAGUAGCUGUGAUAUGGAUGGAGCAUGUAUCCGCACUCUCUGUGGAUGUUCAAUUCAGAACAGUAGUAGAGUUAUCUACUCUUAAGUUUGGUUUCAUGAAAGAAUAAUUCUUGCACGUAGAAAACUAGUAGGCUAGAAUCCUUCCUGAUGCAUUAGCUUCUAAAAGAACCUAUGUUGGGUAUUUGGAAUGACUACAGAUAUAUGAAUGGCUUUAUAAAUUUCAGAAGAAAGGGAAAUAGGAUGAUUUAGCACCAUUGCAUGCAUCUCAGGAUGUGCUAGAUUAGCUGUGCUGGUCCUACAAACUUGUAGUAGUCCUUGUCAGCAUUGCUAUAUCUCUUGGGAG
Molecule: messenger RNA, 7429 nt
Organism: Pseudonaja textilis
Lineage: Eukaryota; Metazoa; Chordata; Lepidosauria; Squamata; Elapidae
Source: RefSeq, a predicted model, not a curated record